ACCCCUGAUAUUUACAUCAGAUAAAAUUGGUGAUGAUGUCUUGAGUUCACUUACAAUAUUGAACAUAAAAAAUAAAGUUUUAACAAUGAAUUUACGUAGUAUUUUUAGAUCAAAUAUUUUAAGAACAAUCAAUAGAACAAUUGAAAAAGAUUUUGUAAGGCAAUCAUCGAGCAAAGUAAUUGGAAAUCAGGAGCUUAGAACUGCACUGAUAAAAGAAGAAAUCGAUCAAAAACAAGUUAUUUCGCCAUUAACUGAUUCAUUUGGUCGUUUUCACACAUAUCUUCGGAUUUCAUUGACAGAAAAAUGUAACUUACGAUGUCAAUAUUGCAUGCCGGCUGAAGGAGUUCAACUCUCGCCGAAAGACAAUUUAUUGACAACAGAUGAAAUAAUUUUGAUAUCAAAACUUUUUGUUGAACAAGGUGUGACAAAAAUAAGACUAACUGGUGGUGAGCCUACAAUAAGAAAAGAUUUGAUUGACAUCAUCACACGAUUACGAGCACUUGAAAGUCUUGAAAAUAUUGGAAUAACUACAAAUGGCCUUGUGUUAACAAGAAACCUUGUCAACUACCAAAGAGCGGGUCUUGACUCUCUCAACAUUUCACUUGACACACUUAAACCAAAAAAAUACGAGGAAAUCACAAGAAGGCGUGGGUGGGAAAGAGUCAUCGCUGGAAUUGACUUGGCUGUUCAACUCGGAUUCAAACCAAAAGUGAAUUGCGUUGUAAUGAAAAACUUCAAUGAAGAUGAAGUUUGUGACUUUGUGGAAUGGACAAAAGAUCGUGCUGUGGAUGUCAGAUUCAUUGAAUAUAUGCCAUUCUCAGGAAAUCGUUGGCAUACCGAGAAGAUGUUGUCGUAUCGCGAAAUGUUGGAAAUGAUUCAUGAAAAGUUUCCAGAAUUCAAAGAACUUCCUAAUGGACCCAAUGACACUUCAAAAGCAUAUCACGUUCCAGGUUACAAAGGUCAAGUUGGAUUUAUUACUUCUAUGACAGAACAUUUCUGUGGAAGUUGCAAUCGUUUGAGAAUUACGGCUGAUGGAAACCUGAAAGUUUGUCUUUUUGGCAACAAAGAAAUUUCAUUACGCGAUGCAAUUCGAAGUGGAUGUUCUGAAGAUGAUUUGUUGGCCCUGAUAGGUGCAGCAGUUAUGAAGAAAAAGAAACAACAUGCUGAUGUAAGAUUUUAUUCACCAAUUGGCCUUAAUUAUAAUAAAAUACAAAUGAGAGCGUUUUCAACGAAGCUCACCCACGUUGAUGAGACUGGAAGAGUAAAAAUGGUGAAUGUCAUCGAUAAAAAUGAUUCUAAAAGAAAAGCAACGGCAUCUGCUCAAGUCUUUGUUGGAGAAGACAUUUCGAAACUUAUAAGUGGCAAUUUAUUAAAGAAAGGUGACGUUUUAACUAUCGCGCAAAUCGCUGGAAUUAUGGCAGCUAAAAGUACUUCAAAUAUGAUUCCACUUACACAUAACAUUCCAUUAUCAUCAAUUAAAGUAAAUUUAAAACUUGAUGAAGAACAUCACAAAGUUGAUAUUGAAGCGUCAGUUGAAUGUUUUGGUAAAACUGGAGUAGAAAUCGAAGCAUUGACAGCUGUAUCAGUUGCAGCUCUCACCAUUUAUGACAUGUGCAAAGCAGUCUCACAUGACAUUCUCAUCACCAACAUAAAACUUAUGGAAAAAUCUGGUGGAAAAUGGAACAACCACCAGCCAAACUUCAUUAGUGUUUUUUCCUCCCUUCUGCUGAAUGAGACACUGGUUGAUGUUACACUUGCCGCAGAAGGACGCCAGUUACAAGCACACAAAGUUGUGUUAUCAGCAUGUAGUUCAUACUUCCAGUCUUUAUUCACAACGAAUCCUUGUAAACAUCCUAUCGUGAUUCUUAAGGAUGUCCAGUACAACGACCUUAAAACAAUGGUGGAUUUUAUGUAUUAUGGGGAAGUUAAUGUAUCUACAGAGCAAUUACCGCAGAUUCUCAAAACUGCUGAGAUGCUUAAAAUUAAAGGCCUCGCUGAAAUGCCUGACGCAGCUCCCGAUGGUCAAAUGCAGCAUCAUCAGCAAGAUUCACAUGAGCAUCAUAUCGAUGAGUCACAACAUAUAACGGAAAUGAAAACGGAAGAUUUAAGUUGUGUUAAUCAGUCUAUGCCAUUGGAUAUUUCAUCGGGAACAUCAUCGACGCCAGUCAGUUGUCCAUCAACACAUCAACAACACAGUGGUGGGCAGUGGGCGGUAAUCGAUACAAAUUAUCCUCGCUUUGCUUUGACUACGUCGGCAGCUGCCUUACCGACGAGUACUGUUCAGCACAGUAGCAGCAUUCAUCACUCCCAUCAUCAUCAUCACUCGCAUCAUCAUCAAAGUGGACAGCAAUCGGAUGGACAGAGUGCUGGCAACGAUAAUCUUUCAUUAAGCUCCAAUCACAGUUCAAGCCAUGGUAGCUCAAGUAAUUCCAACAAUAAUGCGACAAUACAAUCGCAAAACUCAACACCAGUUCAGCUUCAAUACCAAACGACUUAUUCACCACAAAUCAUUGCUGUUAAUCCAAACAAUAUCGUCAAUAGUUAUCCACCAAGCAUAUCGACACCAACAAGUCCGAUCGUACAAUCGGUGUACAGUCAACAAAGUACGCCAAUUCAAUCGCCUGUUAAUAUUCAAAAUUCCAGUAGCAAUGCCGGUUCAAGUUCAACAAACAGUGCUACAAAUGCUACUGUAACAACCACACCCGCACCACCUAAAAGAAAGCGUUCUGUGAAUCCGCAAGGUGAAGAGAAUUUCCUCAGAGCUCUUGACGCUGUGAGGUUUGGAGGAAUUGGCUUCUGCAAGGAAAGUAUCUUUUUCAAGAUCAUUAAGAUGAAGAGGAAAUGCUUGAAAAACUUUUUAAACUUCAUCGAUGAGGCUGCAAGACUUUACGGUGUUAACAAUCGUACACUUUGGUUGGAGUUUAAGAAGCGUGGCUAUCCGAUAAGUCGACCAAGUAUUAAGAGUCGAAUAAAAACAGAACCGAAUAUGAGCCCACCACCGCCUGCGCCAUCAACGCCAUCAGCUGAAGAGAAUACGAUGGAGAAUUAUGAAUCGAACAUUCAACAACCAAUGGCUGGGCCUUCGUCAAGUGAAGGGUCGACGACACCGAUAAUGUGUCCGCCACAUCAUCCCCUGGGAGUCAUGGGAUUCCUAGACACGAGACAUGUUGACUUUACAGCAGCCGGACUUCAUCAAAUGUCUCGACAGAGAUAUCCAGAUGGAACAACUGUUAACAUGAAUCCUGGAAAAGAAGAUGAAAAUUAUGAUGAUGAUGAUGAUGAUGAUGAAGAAACAUGGAAGAAGAUGGCAACAACAUCAGAACUUGUUUUCACACAAUGUUCACCGAUAUCGUCACCAUCAUCGCCAAUGUCUUUGACAUUAGCAUCGCCUGCAAUUAUAACGCAAGCUGGCUCAGGAAAUCCUCAAAUAGGAAACAAUGCAGGAAUGGGAAGUAAACGUGGACGUUUAUUGAUCCGCCAACAACGUGUAAAGAAGGAUGGUGAUCAGGGUGGUGAUUUGGAGACGCCUGAAGCUGGCGUUUACUCAGACUAUUUACUCUCAGUGCCAUUGUCGGGUGCAAAAAUGGAACGUCACGCUUCAGAGCCAUCACCAGCAACAUCAAAUCUGAUAACGUCGACUUCAUUAUCGACUCAGAAUCUUUUGUCCGUUCCACCAACACAUUCUUCAUAUUUAGUGAAGCAACAUUCACAUCCUUUGCUACCGAGUCAAUCGUCAUCAUCUCCAGGCACAUCUUACACCCUCACCCGUCAACUUUCUUAUCCAACACAAUCAUCUUCAAAUUCACAAACAAUUGUGAGUACUGUGACAACACAUGCGGCACAGGAAAUUGUCGCAAGUGGACAAUUACUUCAACUUCAACAUCAUAAACCACCUGCAUCAACAAGAAGUGAUCUUUCAUUUGAGACAGCAACACGAUCCAGUCAUUGUCCAACACUCCGACCAGGACCUGCAUUAGGUUGUAAUUUUUGUUGGAACACAAUUGACGCCCAUGGAAGAAUUCUCCGACGUAAAACUAAAUAUCACUGUCCUGAAUGUCAAACGAAUUUGUGUAUUGUGCCAUGUUUCCAAGAAUAUCAUGAACGACAAUCGACGGAAGGCAAUGAAACGACGACGCCUGCUAACAAAGCAAGUGGAUUAAAAGGCCUUAAGUCGGGCUCCAUGUAAAUUGUUUUUUUAUUCAUUUUUCUUUCAUUUUAUUUUGUCUUUUAAUGAUUCAGACUCUUGUGCCCUAUCAAAAAACAUUUUAUUACGACCAAUUGGUAUGAAAAACAAAAAAAAAUUCUCUUAUGUCGUUUGUCUCUUCGUCAACUUUGACGACUUUUUGGAACGCGUUUAUAAAUUUGACAAAUAAUUAAGCAAUGAAUUAAAAACGCGUUUAUUUAAAUUGUUAAAUGAAAGAAGAAAAUUUUUAAUUUGUUAUUUAAGUAACAUUGUAGAUGUGAAGCUUGUGGUUUAAGUCAGGGAUUGUUUUAUUAAAACUUAAAUGAAAGUUCACGAAUUUUCUAGGAUUUGAAUUUGCAAAUCAAAAACUUAUUGGAAAUUUAUCCAAUCCCUGAAUUAAAUUUCUUUUUUUUAGUUUUGGAAAAAAAAAACAAAACAUUUGUGAAUGUUCUCGCUCACAGAUUUUCUAGUAAUUAAAAUUGGUAACAAGACUCUUGGUUGUCCACCUUUGUUAUGGAUAAUCGAAUGAUGCUUGUCGAAUUUAAGAAAAAUAUUUUUUGUUUUUGUUCUUAGACGAGAAGAAGAAACAAGAAAAAAAGUUUUUAAUGAAGAAGAAUUUUGUUGUAAAAAUUCGUAUGCUCAAAGUGAAUGUAUUUAAUGCAGGCACAUGGUUGAGUUGUGUAAGAAAGACGAUAAAACGUCGACAUUUUAAGUGUAAUUAUAAAUUUCUUUCGAUGUACAUUGAGUAAGAUGAAUCUAGUUGUUAGAUUGAUAAAUUCUCUAGUUUUCUUCUUUUCAAAACUCACGCUGUUUUAACGAUGAUGAUGACAAGAUUGAUAAAAGCAUUUCUUAAGUAAGCAUGUAGAAUGAAAUAAAUUUCCAGGAACAUUUCGUUUAUGUUUUGUUGCCAUGACUGGAAAUUAUUAAAUGAAAUAUUUUUCCAGUAACAUUCUUCUCAACAUGACGCAAGAAGUAAUUAAAUGUUGCGUAGUAAAUAUUCAUACACUUACCGACAAUGUAUGAAACUUUUUAAAGUUCAAAACAUUCAGUAGAAAUGCUUGCUUUCGGAUCCCACAAUCGCAAGAGAAAUAAUGCAGGAAAACCUUCAUCUACACAAACAAAUAUGGAUGAAGAAAAUAUAUUUUUUGACCACAAAACAAACAAAAAACUAUUUUUACGAUGUUUGUAAAGUUUCUUUCUUCUCAAUGAACAGUUUGAUGAUAUCUUUGAAAUAAAAAAAACUUUCUUUCUUUGAUUCCCUUUUGAAUGUAUGUAGCAAAAGAAAAUAUUUGUGC
This is a messenger RNA of Clunio marinus, 5478 nucleotides long. The record is from the annotation of a GenBank genome assembly. Lineage: Eukaryota; Metazoa; Arthropoda; Insecta; Diptera; Chironomidae.